AUGUGUGGGUUGUCUGCAAGGUCCCAGGCUAUGACACCGAUCAAGCUUAAGAAUUUUUGCUGGAGGGCGGAGGCUGUAGUUCCAACUCCAACCGACGAGGCCCUGGAAAAUAGAAUUCCACAUCUAAAGGACGAUGGGUUACGGCCAAGAGUUUUUCAAAAUCUUAAAGUUGGGCGAAAGCAGCAUCACCGGAUUCUAACAAAGGAGCUGGAUUCAUGUCAAUUGAGUCAAAAGUCGAAACAAAGAAGUCUUCCCUGUCCUACUAAGGCAACCAGGUCUGGGUCAAGGAGGAAUGGCCAAGGACCACUAAGAAGUCCCAAUCGAAGGUGUAAAAGGAAGGAAAGGCAGAAGAAAGCCCUCUUUCUUUUAGUGGUGCUGGUAUUAGUAAGUCAGCCGGCUACUAGUCAACGUCUUCGCUUUGAAAGCGGGAGAAUACUUGCCUGGAAAGGCAUACUCUUAGAAAGAUUACUGGCCUACUGCUGCCUUACCACUAGCUUAACACUAGCAGCACAGGCUUACCUAUUAAUCACAGACCCCCUUCCUUACUUGCUUGCCUUUCCAAAUGAGAGGACGAAGAACCUAGGCGCGGAUUGGGCUUCCCGAACCAAAGGUAAGCUCCGAUUGCGCCUUAGGACUAGGACUGAUCUGAUCGGAUAUGCCUUCCCUUCUGACUUUCCUGAGCGACCUGAGGUUGAGCGGAAAGCUGAGUUGAAAGCUAGUGAUCCCCAAUUCCGUUCCCCAGUGAUUGCCAAUUCUCUUUCCACUGAAGCAAAGGUGCGCCUUGAAGGAGAUGGAAGCCUUUGCAGCCGAUUUCGGGAUCAUGGACUCUUUGACUAUGCUCCAGCUAAUGGAUCGUCUGAGGCUAGUACUAAGAAAGUACUGAAGAAUGUGCGCCGGAAAAUGAUGACCGAUAACCAAAACUUGGCACAGAGUCAACUCAGACGUUCUCGGGGCUUAUCGGACAAGAUGUUACACAGAAUCGGAGCUAGAAGAAAGGUUGAAUCUGAAAAGUACUCUUCCGGGAAAGAAAUUUCUACUCUAUUUUUUGGAUCAGGAACAAUCGAACCAGAGCAGUUAAGGCUAAAGCUCGUUCUUCGAGAGGAUGGUGCUAAUAGCGGAGUGCAGCAGCUUGUGAGCUCACAGAUUCAAAAAGGGGAUGGGAUGCCACCGGCUAAGUUAGAGAUUGUUGAGGAAAGUCAAGUCUCAUUGGAAGGAGGAGCUAGAGCUAAGCUUAUUUCUUCUAUGAAGACCUCUUCUCCCGCCUAA
Messenger RNA from Dovyalis caffra, 1266 nucleotides. The record is from the annotation of a GenBank genome assembly. NCBI's taxonomy places the organism in Eukaryota, Viridiplantae, Streptophyta, Magnoliopsida, Malpighiales, Salicaceae.